UUAUUACAGUAAUUAUUUAUAGAGCAAGUCAUUCUGUUGUUUUCCAACGCAACUACUGCACUAUUAAUACAGUCGAUAAAGAAACAAUCAAACACACUACUACUGAAUUUUAUGAAGUGCAACUACUACCAAUGGAUGCUAAAAAAAGUGAUUGUAAUUUUUAUGUUUAUCUAAAAUUAAGUGGCGAAAAGUUAAAUAAUAGUGGUUGUUUGCUUUAAUUAAACACCUAUACUGAAUACGGAUUCGAAAGAAAACGCUUGGUAAUAAACGGUGUGAUAAAAUUUUAAGUAAUGAAUCAUACGACUUUCUUCGUAUGGACCCGCGUGGACUUGGCUAUAUAUUAUUUGAAAAGCUUGCAGAACACGGAAAGGAUGUAAUGCAAAUAGAUACAAUAACAGGAAAAGAGGACACAUUCGUGAAUUUUCGGACAAGAUGCAUAAGAACGGCGUUACAUAUGAAGUCUAAAGGUUACAGUCCGCAGGAUAAAAUUACAAUUUGCACUUACAAUACUUUGGAUUCUGCGGUACCUCUUAUCGCAUCUAUUUUAACGGGACUUGUGCCCAAUACUCUGGAUCCCUCAUUCUCUGUUGAUGACUUUAAAUAUUAUCUUCAACUGAUAAAGCCGAAAGCAAUAUUUGUAGCCCCAGAAGUUGAACAUUCAAUCAAGGAAGCAGCUAAAUCCAAUAAUUUAGAUACGGAAGUAAUAGUUUUUGGCACUUCCUUUAAUGAUUUCCUGAUACCAGUGGAAGGAGAAGAAACAUUCGUACCAUUUCUGCCUUUAAGCGUUCGAGAUACGGCUUUAGUUUUGUUCAGCAGCGGUACAACUGGGAAACCGAAAGCAAUCUGCUUGAGUCACGUUGGCUUGUAUCAAUUUGCUACAUCAAAAACGAUUUGUGUAAAAAGUGACCGAUUGCUCUUCUUUUCUUCGCUGUAUUGGAUAUCUCAAGUUUGUCUAACAUUUGCUAAUAUCAUAUUUGGGUUUGUAAAAUUAGUCUAUCCGAAAUUUGAUACCGCACGGACAUUUUGUAACAUCGUCAGAGAUUAUAAACUGCAUACAACUUUUCUGCCUCCUUCCACAUUAGUAGAGAUUUCCAAUUACUGCAUACAAAAUGGAAUCACCCUUCAAAUGGAUAACAUAUUCGUCGGCGGAGCCACAGUAUCCAAAGAACAUUUGAAAUUGGCUAGUAAAGUUUUCCCAAGUGCAAAAUUCUUGAACUGCUAUGGACAAACUGAAGUUGGAUUCAUUUCGGCCUUUCCCAGAAAGGAAAAUUUUACCGAAAAGCAUGAAGAGAAAGUUUUCGCAGGAUCAUCCGGAAACAUUAGUCCAGGAAUAACAUUACGGAUUGUAAAUUUGGAUACCGAAGAGACAUUGGGCCCUAUGGAGGAGGGUGAAAUCCGUCUCCGAUCCAAUACAUUAAUGAACGGUUACUAUGGAGUGGAUUCGUCAGAUGUAUACGAUUCUCAGGGUUGGUUCAAAACAGGAGAUAUUGGUUAUUAUGACGAAGAAGAAUUUAUUUAUAUUGUUGGUAGAUGUAAAGAAAUGCUCAAGUACAAAUCGUUCCCAGUAAGUCCUGCGAUUUUGGAAGAUGUAUUGUUACAGCAUCCAGCGAUUAAAGAAUGUGUUGUAACUGGAAUACCUCACGAAGUUGACGGUGACCAUCCCGUAGCAUUUGUUACCCUUAAACAAGGUUUCAAGGUUAAUCCUGAUGAAAUAAAGGAGUUUGUUGACGAUCGUGUCGAUGAUCGCAAAAAGCUAAGAGGAGGCGUUAUAUUAAUUGACAAUAUACCUUUAACGGCAACGGGAAAACCCCAACGUCGUAUGUUAAAAGAAAUGCUACAAAGUAUUAAUUGCCAAUGAAAAAAUUAUUUAGUAACGCUAUUUAAAGU
Molecule: messenger RNA, 1887 nt
Organism: Agrilus planipennis (emerald ash borer)
Lineage: Eukaryota; Metazoa; Arthropoda; Insecta; Coleoptera; Buprestidae
Product: luciferin 4-monooxygenase
Exons: 7
Coding region: 314-1858 (514 amino acids)
Biological process (GO): fatty-acyl-CoA biosynthetic process; long-chain fatty acid metabolic process
Molecular function (GO): long-chain fatty acid-CoA ligase activity
Source: RefSeq, a predicted model, not a curated record